Messenger RNA from Drosophila ananassae, 798 nucleotides. RefSeq lists its product as uncharacterized. The record is from RefSeq and is a predicted model, not a curated record. The transcript has a single exon. Bases 213 to 689 code for a protein of 158 amino acids. Lineage: Eukaryota; Metazoa; Arthropoda; Insecta; Diptera; Drosophilidae.
UCAGUUCAAGAAUGUUUGGAUAUUCUUUGAAUAUAUAAAAUAUAACCAUAGUUAUAUUUUUGAUUAUGAUCAGUGCCGAGAAAAAUUGUCUGUAAAUAAAAAAAACCUCGAGUGUUUGAAAGAAAAUGCUCAAGGAAUUUUAGGAGAGUGAAGAAUACUGGCGGGGAAGCAUCCAAGAAAAUCCACAUCAGUUCCACCUUAAAAAGAACAUCAUGGCGUUGUCGGAGGAAGCGCAUUUCGCCUUUGCCAAGCAGGUGGCCCUCGACUGGCGGGAACUGGUCCGUGAGAAGAAAUUGCUUAUUUUGCAGAGUCCAACGGCGAGCAUAGCAAAUGUGGAUUCGUUUAUCUCCGUUGGGCGUGCACGAACACGGACCAGUUCCAUGUUCACAGGAGAGAAGAGGGACUCGUCCUUCUACCGCGCCUCAUUUUUUAAGCCCCCAAAGGAACUGGACAUCGAACGGAGGACGGGUAGCAUGGAUGCUGAUCGCAUUAGGGUUAACGAAGAACUCAACCUAUAUAUUUACCCACCCGUUCCGGUGACAGAAGAGGCGCGAAUUUCCCUGCUCCUGGAUCCGAUCACCCCAAUCUCCCCCUUGUCACCUAUAUCUCCUGUCAUUAUCAGCGACCUUAGUUUAUUGUCGAACCCAAAAGCUGACACUGUCAAGUCUCCCACGGGGGAGAUGGUCUAAUAUCCUGGAGAACAGUCAACGAAACCUAUAAAGUCCUUAGUGUAUCCUUAUGAAAAAAGGCGCAAGACGAUCACACCAUUUGAGCAAUAAAAACACUCGAAAAAAAUGA